GAUAACAGAUUAGAGACACAAUUUCUGCAUACUGUAUACGCAGGACUAACUCAGAGUUUUAAAGCAGAAUGCGCACAAACUUUCGAGAUGAAAGAGCGACUUCUUUUCCUCGCGACAGUUUAAAAUACCUGAAAUUAUGAAUUGUCUCCUCCAUUGAUCCUGAAGCAUGCCGAGAAGCAGGGACAGUGAUUCUGAGGGCUACAUGUCUCCUGCGUCUCUUGGAGACGAAGACGAAGACUCACAAGUAGCAGAGUUCUACCGAGGCAGGAGCAUUUUUAUCACUGGAGUCACUGGUUUCCUUGGCAAGGUUCUUCUUGAAAAACUCCUGCGAGCGUGUCGGAGUGUUAAAACGAUCUACGUUCUACUUCGAGCCAAAGAAGGGCUGGACCCUAAGCAACGGCUUGAUCAACUACUAGCGUGUCAGGUUUUUUCCAAAAUAAAGCGGGAAAAGCCAACAAUGCUGACGAAAGUUGUGCCUAUAGUAGGAGAUAUUUCCCUGCCAAACCUUGGAAUCAAGGAAUCAGACGCAAAUAUUUUGAUAAAACAUGUAUCUGUAGUUUUCCAUUCAGCUGCAACUGUCAGAUUUGAUGAACCGAUGAAAAAAUCGGUAAAUUUGAAUUUACUUGGUACACAAAGAGUUCUACAGCUAGCACAGAAAAUGGACAAACUAUCGGCUUUCGUUCAUGUAUCGACAGCGUACAGUUAUUGCAAUCGUUCUGAUAUCGAUGAAGUCGUAUAUCCAGAAAAAAUUGCUCCUCAAAAAGUCAUCGAACUUGCACAAUGGAUGGAUGACGAUCUGUUAGAAAGUAUUACUCCAAAACUUAUGGACAAUCGGCCAACAACGUACCACUACAGCAAAGCUUUGGCGGAAACUCUUCUCGUAUCAGAAGGUGGUAAUUUACCCAUAGCUAUCGUCAGACCCUCUAUUGUGACAGCUGCCUUUCGAGAACCAUUUCCGGGAUGGGUAGACGGCGUCAAUGGGCCUACCACAUUCAUAAUAAUGACAGGCAAAGGACUGCUCAGGACAAUGUUAGUUUACGAAGGAACGGUGGUAGAUUGGAUGCCUGUUGAUUUAGUUGCCAAUUUGUUGAUCACCACAGCAUGGCACAUUGGUAGAGAAAGACCGAAUUCAGUUAAAGUCUUCAACUGCACCUCUGGGAGUCUAAAUCGGGUGACGUGGUCUGAUGUCGAGAGGACUGCAUAUCCCAUAAUUACCCGGCAUCCAAGUCUGAGCGUAAUCCGGUAUCCAGGAGGCAGUUUCAAAACCACGCAUUUCUGGAACAUGCUUUCUAUCAAACUAGGGCAUAGUUUGCCGGCCUAUUUCAUUGAUACAUUAGCCUGGAUUUUCGGAUACAAAACAGAGUAA
Uloborus diversus is the source of this 1366-nucleotide messenger RNA. Its product is annotated as putative fatty acyl-CoA reductase CG5065. The transcript is spliced from 10 exons. The record is from RefSeq and is a predicted model, not a curated record. The coding region runs from base 167 to 1366 and encodes 399 amino acids. Gene Ontology annotation, cellular component: peroxisome. Gene Ontology annotation, biological process: long-chain fatty-acyl-CoA metabolic process. Lineage: Eukaryota; Metazoa; Arthropoda; Arachnida; Araneae; Uloboridae. Gene Ontology annotation, molecular function: alcohol-forming very long-chain fatty acyl-CoA reductase (NADP+) activity.